This is a messenger RNA of Syngnathus typhle (broad-nosed pipefish), 3159 nucleotides long. RefSeq names its product plakophilin-1 (gene pkp1a). Gene Ontology annotation, molecular function: cadherin binding. Gene Ontology annotation, biological process: cell-cell adhesion; cell-cell junction assembly; intermediate filament bundle assembly. Gene Ontology annotation, cellular component: adherens junction; plasma membrane; cytoplasm. The record is from RefSeq and is a predicted model, not a curated record. The coding region runs from base 108 to 2189 and encodes 693 amino acids. Lineage: Eukaryota; Metazoa; Chordata; Actinopteri; Syngnathiformes; Syngnathidae. The transcript is spliced from 14 exons.
GCUUUUGUGCACACGUCCGCUGCUAGAUAGAAGCUGCACCGCGCUUCUCUGGUUCGGACGAGCAAUCCUUUCGAUCGAGCGAGCGAGCACCGAGCAGGAGACGGACGAUGCUUGCGGAGCCGCUGCGUUCGGCCAUGACGGUCGGGAAAGUGGAUGACACCUCGCUGGCGGUGCCGUCUGACGCCAGGCUGCACACGGGAGCGCACCGGGUGCUGGAUCAAGUGCAGACCAUCAAGAGGAGCAAGUCCAAACACGGAAAGAACGGCGCUCCUACAAGCCCUACUUUGCCACCAUUGUCACCACUGGACGAGUUUGGAACCUUCCAGUUUUUGCCCAGCAAAGCCAAUGGCACUUUCGGUCGUAGUCUCUCCACCAAGACGACAGCGUUCAACAAAGCGCAAUAUGCCCUUAAGAGUCGAAGUCUGUCCACAAAAAGCUUGGGAGCAAGACACCACAGCACGUCUGGCGGAUGGGAACAACAAGUCAAUGCUGCCAACUGGCCUCAAAGUCCCGCCGGGAUGAAACCCAGCCGCAGCGAUCCCGCCUUGGCUCCUGCAAACAACAGGCGAGUCAAAGGGCAGAGCACCCAAGUGAAGAGACUCAGCACUUACUCCACCAGCAACGGCUUCCACACGGGUAUGGGCCAACAACGAUAUUUGGAAGCGCCUCCCGAUCAGUCGCACGGCAUCAAAACGUCCAAGAUUGAACAGAAAUCAGGCCUCAAUGGUUCGUCGGAUUUGACCAUCAAGGAAGCUGUGGAGUUCUUGUCUCACCCCGAGGAGAAUUUCCAGCAGUGCGGCGCCACCAUCAUUCAGCAAACCACUUUUAAAGACGAUCGUGCCAAACAAGAGGUUCUCCAGCUUGGGGGGAUCCCCACUCUGGUGUCUCUGCUGCGCAGCCCAAAUCCUGCUGUGAGCCUGGCCGCCGCCGGGGCCUUGAGGAACCUGGUCUUCAAGGACCACAAGAAUAAGCAGCAGGUUCAAAAAUGCGGCGGUAUCGCCAAAGCCCUGCAGUUACUCAAGGAGACGGAAUGUAGCGAGACGCAGAAGCAGAUCACAGGCCUGCUUUGGAACUUGUCUUCUGCCGACGAGCUGAAGGGGGAACUCAUAGCCACGGCGCUGCCCGCCUUGACCGAGAACGUGGUGGUGCCGUUCACACGCUGGUCGGACGACAGCGCCUCCAACAACAUCCACCCUGAAGUUUUCUACAAUACCACGGGGUGCCUGCGCAACCUGAGCUGCGCUAAGCUGCGGGAGAGGACGGCCAUGAGAGACUGCCGCGGACUUAUCGAUUCGCUCAUGUGCUACCUUCAGUCCUGUGUGGCUGACAGCAACCCUGACGACAAGUCUGUGGAGAACUGUGCAUGCAUCCUCCAUAAUUUGACCUACCAGCUGGAAAGCGAGUCCCCCAAGUGCUUUGCGGACUUCAUCCCUUCAACGGAGAGCCAAUCCGGCAGGAAAAGCCCGACGGUCGGAUGCUUCAGCCCAAAGAGCGGCAAGGUUCAAAAGGAGUUUUCGUUCGAAAACGUUCGAGGAAUGCUGGAUGACGUUCAGCCGAAAGGUGCCAAGUGGUUGUGCCAUCCCAAAGCUAUGCAGACCUACUUGUCUCUGCUCAGCUCGUCAAAGAAAGACGCCACCUUGGAGGCCUGCUGUGGUGCGCUGCAGAACUUGACUGCCAGCAAACAUCUUGGGUCAGGUGCCAUGAGUCAGAUCCUGGUCGGGAAGUUGGGGGCUCUGAUGCAUAUUGUCCCUCUGUUGAGGUCACCUAAACCCAGCCUGCAGAAGGCCGCUGUGUCCCUGCUGGGGAACAUAGGUCGAACCGGCGUCUUGCAGACCACCAUGGCAAAGCAGGUUUUGCCGGAGCUCACCGGGCUUCUCUCUGCUGGCCCCCAAGAGCUGGGCAACAAUGACGAAAGCUUGGCGACGGUUUGCAACACUGUCCGUAAUCUGAUGAUGGUGGACACGGAGGUCAACAAGAAGUUUAUCGACGCUGAUUUGGUGUCAUCGGUGGCCGAGCUCAGUAGGAAUGGGUCUUUACCCAAAGCCAGCAAAGCAGCCUCUGUGCUCCUCUAUCACUUUUGGAAUGACAAGAACUUACAAAACAUUUUGAAAAAGCUAGGAAUGAGCAAGUCAUUAUUCAUCAACGACAACACCACGGCGGCGUACAGGUCCGUGCAGAUUAUCGAGUGAUGGAAACUGGGGAGCGACGCCACGUUUGCCCAUAGCUAUACUUUUGGAAUGCUUAUGUGUCAGCAAUAGGUUUGAAAGCUUUUUUUCUUUUUGUCUCCACCUCUUUUCAAUGCAUGUUUUUGUGUGCUUCUAGAUGGAAAUCAGCAUGUUAAAACAAUGUUGAGGCCACACCCUUGUGACACGUAGGGUAAAAUUAGCGACUUUGCAAUCGGCGUGUCGAAAGAGCCUUAGCGACUAUGAAUCGCAUCUUUGCUGAGCGUAUUAUGUUUGGAAAAAAAAAAAAAAGAAGCUUUGAACGUCAUUAUUAAUUUUGCGGUGUUGUCUGUAUUUAAUUUGGAUCGGUUUGCAUCUGUGCAUAUGAAUAGGCAAGUGUGUUUUUCGCUUGGUUAACUUGAGUGUGAUGUGGAGAGAAAAUGCUAAAAUAUAUCACUUCCAAUCACAUCUUUCUCGCGCCCUUGAGGACGAUGAAAUAUAUAUAUAUAUGAAUAUAUGUCUUGUUAAUUUAAUCUCUUUCUCAACAACCAUAUUUAACUUUGCUAAACGUGGAGUUACGGGGAAAUUGUUUUCGCUUACCAAAAUGAUCUUACAGGAGAAACUUAGCUCAUAUAAAGCAGUUAGCGUAGCCUAGCUUAGUUUCAGUUCGCCUUUAAAUCAGGAGGAGACACUCUGAUCACCUCCAAAUGAGCACUAUUUUAACACAUUCUUAAUCAUUGGUACAUUCUGAAAGAUUAAAAUAGUACAAACUAUGUUAUACUGUGGAAACGUUACACGGUUACAGUGCGUAUUUUAACUCGCUACUUAAACUCACCGCGACAGUAUAUUUACCAAUGUGUACAAUUAACUUUGAAUGUUCCUUCUCUGUUCAUGUCACAAACAGGCAAUUUAAUUGAUUUGUAUUUCAUGUUACACGUUGCUUUUUUUAACAUUAUUGUCUGUGUUCUGAAUAAAAUGAGGAACUCAAAAAUCUAAA